CACACACACACACACACUCUCUCUCUCUCCCCCUCUCCCUCUCUCUCCCUCUCUCUCUCUCUCUCUCCCCCCCCUCUCUCUACCACAAUGGCUUCAUCUAUCCCUGAAGAGGCCAUUGAUGACACCGAGUUCCACGAGGAGCACAAUGGCCACCACCAGGACUCGGUUCAUCGCCGUCUGCGCGCAAACUCCACCAUCAUGCAAUUCCAGAAGAUCCUCGUCGCCAAUCGCGGCGAGAUCCCCAUCCGUAUCUUCCGUACCGCCCACGAACUCUCCCUCCAGACCGUCGCCGUCUACUCCCACGAAGACCGGCUGUCCAUGCACCGACAGAAGGCCGACGAGGCCUAUAUGAUCGGCCACCGUGGCCAAUAUACCCCCGUCGGGGCCUACCUGGCGGGCGACGAGAUCAUCCGCAUCGCCCAGCAGCACGGCGUCCACCUCAUCCACCCGGGCUAUGGCUUCCUGUCCGAGAACGCCGAGUUCGCUCGCAACGUCGAAAAGGCCGGCAUCGUCUUCGUCGGUCCCACCCCGGACACCAUCGAUGCUCUCGGUGACAAGGUCUCCGCUCGCCAGCUGGCCAUCAAGUGCAACGUCCCCGUCGUCCCGGGAACCCCGGGCCCCGUCGAGCGCUACGAGGAGGUCAAGGCCUUCACCGAUGAGUAUGGCUUCCCCAUCAUCAUCAAGGCCGCCUUUGGCGGUGGUGGCCGUGGCAUGCGUGUCGUCCGUGACCAGGCCGAACUGCGUGAUGCCUUUGAGCGUGCCACCUCCGAGGCUCGCUCUGCCUUUGGCAACGGCACCGUCUUUGUCGAGCGCUUCCUCGACCGCCCCAAGCACAUCGAGGUCCAGCUGCUGGGCGACAAUCACGGCAACGUCGUCCACCUCUACGAGCGCGACUGCUCCGUCCAGCGCCGCCACCAGAAGGUCGUCGAGAUCGCCCCGGCCAAGGACCUGCCCGUCGACGUCCGCGACCGCAUCCUCGCCGACGCCGUCCGCCUGGCCCGCUCCGUCAACUACCGCAACGCCGGCACCGCCGAGUUCCUCGUCGACCAGCAGAACCGCUACUACUUCAUCGAGAUCAACCCCCGGAUCCAGGUCGAGCACACCAUCACCGAGGAGAUCACGGGAAUCGACAUCGUCGCCGCCCAGAUCCAGAUCGCCGCCGGCGCCACCCUCGAGCAGCUCGGCCUCACCCAGGACCGCAUCUCCACCCGCGGCUUCGCCAUCCAGUGCCGCAUCACCACCGAGGACCCCGCCAAGGGCUUCUCCCCGGACACCGGCAAGAUCGAGGUCUACCGGUCCGCCGGUGGCAACGGCGUGCGUCUCGACGGCGGUAACGGCUUCGCCGGCGCCAUCAUCACCCCGCACUACGACUCCAUGCUGGUCAAGUGCAGCUGCCGCGGCUCCACCUACGAGAUCGUCCGCCGCAAGAUGCUGCGUGCCCUCGUCGAGUUCCGCAUCCGCGGCGUCAAGACCAACAUCCCCUUCCUCGCCUCCCUGCUCUCCCACCCCACUUUCAUCGACGGCACCUGCUGGACCACCUUCAUCGACGAUACCCCGGAGCUGUUCGCCCUGAUCGGCAGCCAGAACCGGGCCCAGAAGCUGCUCGCCUACCUCGGUGACGUCGCCGUCAACGGCAGCAGCAUCAAGGGUCAGGUCGGCGAGCCCAAGUUCAAGGGCGAGAUCAUCAAACCCAUCCUCACCGACUCCGCCACGGGCAAACCCCUCGACGUCUCCACCCCGUGCACCACGGGAUGGAAGCAGAUCAUCGACCGCGAGGGUCCCGUCGCCUUUGCCCGCGCCGUCCGCGCCAACAAGGGCUGCCUCAUCAUGGAUACCACCUGGCGCGACGCCCACCAGUCCCUGCUGGCCACCCGGGUACGCACCAUCGACAUGGUCAACAUCGGCCACGAGACCAGCUACGCCCUCAGCAACGCCUACAGUCUGGAGUGCUGGGGUGGCGCCACCUUUGACGUCGCCAUGCGCUUCCUCUACGAGGACCCCUGGGACCGUCUGCGCAAGCUGCGCAAGGCCGUGCCCAACAUCCCCUUCCAGAUGCUGCUGCGCGGCGCCAACGGGGUCGCCUACUCCUCCCUGCCCGACAACGCCAUCUACCACUUCUGCAAGCAGGCCAAACGCUACGGUGUCGACAUCUUCCGCGUCUUCGACGCCCUCAACGACGUCGACCAGCUCGAGGUCGGCAUCAAGGCCGUCCAGGCCGCCGGCGGUGUCGUCGAGGCCACCAUCUGCUACAGCGGUGACAUGCUCAACCCCAAGAAGAAGUACAACCUCGCCUACUACCUGUCGCUGGUCGAGAAGGUCGUCGCCCUCGGCACCCACGUCCUGGGCAUCAAGGAUAUGGCCGGUGUGCUCAAGCCCCAGGCCGCCCGCCUGCUCAUCGGCGCCAUCCGCGAACGCUACCCGGACCUGCCCAUCCACGUGCACACCCACGACUCGGCAGGCACGGGUGUGGCCUCCAUGAUCGCCUGCGCCCAGGCGGGCGCCGACGCCGUCGACGCCGCCACCGACAGUCUGUCGGGCAUGACCUCGCAGCCCAGCAUCGGCGCCAUCCUGGCCUCGCUCCAGGGCACCGAGUACGACCCCAAGCUGGACCUCGCCCACGUCCGCGCCCUCGACGCCUACUGGGCCCAGCUGCGCCUGCUGUACUCGCCCUUCGAGGCCGGCCUCACCGGCCCGGACCCGGAGGUCUACGAGCACGAGAUCCCCGGCGGCCAGCUGACCAACCUGAUCUUCCAGGCCCACCAGCUGGGUCUGGGCAAGCAGUGGGCCGAGACCAAGAAGGCCUACGAGGCCGCCAACGACCUGCUAGGCGACAUCGUCAAGGUCACCCCGACCUCCAAGGUGGUCGGCGACCUGGCCCAGUUCAUGCUCGAUUUCCCGGCCUCGGUGCUCGAGUUCCUCGAGGGCCUCAUGGGCCAGCCCUACGGCGGAUUCCCCGAACCCCUGCGGUCCCGCGCCCUGCGGAACCGGCGCAAACUGGACCAGCGGCCCGGUCUGUUCCUCGAACCGCUCGAUCUCGCUUCCAUCAAGAACUCCAUCCGCGAGCAAUUCGGCACCGCCACCGAAUGCGACGUCGCCAGUUACGCAAUGUACCCCAAGGUGUUUGAAGAUUACCGCAAGUUCGUCAGCAAGUUCGGCGAUCUCUCCGUCCUCCCCACCCGUUACUUCCUCUCCCGCCCGGAGAUCGGCGAGGAGUUCCACGUCGAGCUCGAAAAGGGUAAAGUCCUUAUCCUCAAGUUGCUCGCUAUCGGACCCCUCUCCGAACAGACCGGCCAGCGCGAAGUCUUCUACGAGGUCAACGGCGAGGUCCGCCAGGUCAGCGUCGAGGAUAAGAAGGCUUCCGUCGAGAACACCGCCCGCGUCAAGGCAGACGUCGGUGAUAGCAGCCAGGUCGGCGCCCCCAUGAGCGGUGUCGUCGUCGAGAUCCGUGUCCAUGAGGGCUCCGAUGUCAAGAAGGGUGAUCCUGUUGCUGUCCUUAGUGCUAUGAAGAUGGAAAUGGUCAUUUCCGCCCCUCACAGCGGCAAGGUGUCCGGUCUGCUCGUCAAGGAAGGCGACUCGGUCGACGGACAAGAUUUGAUCUGCAAGAUUGUUAAGGCUUAAAUGAUUGAUGAUAGUUAAUGAUUUCAGUCCACACCCGCAUGGCAUCCUCCCACAGCUCGUCCUCCCAAAUAUCGACCCUUCCAUCACUUCGCAGCCGGCGAAGCUG
Molecule: messenger RNA, 3724 nt
Organism: Penicilliopsis zonata CBS 506.65
Lineage: Eukaryota; Fungi; Ascomycota; Eurotiomycetes; Eurotiales; Aspergillaceae
Exons: 4
Coding region: 88-3618 (1176 amino acids)
Biological process (GO): gluconeogenesis; pyruvate metabolic process
Cellular component (GO): cytoplasm
Molecular function (GO): pyruvate carboxylase activity; ATP binding; metal ion binding
Source: RefSeq, a predicted model, not a curated record